Molecule: messenger RNA, 2161 nt
Organism: Tilletiaria anomala UBC 951
Lineage: Eukaryota; Fungi; Basidiomycota; Exobasidiomycetes; Georgefischeriales; Tilletiariaceae
Product: Pkinase-domain-containing protein
Exons: 4
Coding region: 436-2010 (524 amino acids)
Biological process (GO): protein phosphorylation
Cellular component (GO): nucleus
Molecular function (GO): ATP binding; cyclin-dependent protein serine/threonine kinase activity
Source: RefSeq, a predicted model, not a curated record
UGAUCAGAGACCGUAGCAGAGGCAAGCAAAUCAGAAGACAUCUUUCCUUGGAGAUCCUCUUCUAAGAACAGGUAUCCGCUGCACCCUGAAGCAUGGCCUCGGUGGCAGACGGCAAGUGCUCAUAAUCCCGGCCCGGCGAGCGCCGUCUGCGUUGGGUGAAACGCGGUCGAGAAGAGGGGCGCGCGCAGCUACCAAUGCGCUCGGAGCAAAGCGAUCGUCUUUUCUGGUGCGUGCAACCCGUGAUCGCAUCAUAAGGUCAUGUCGGCCACACGCGAAAGCUCUCCAGAAGAAGGGGAGAUUUCUGUCACAGCUGAUGUGAUGGAGAAUGGCUCGACCGGCGUCACGCGCGUCCGUAAAGCCUCAGAAAGAGUAAACGAGGUACCACGCGAUGCAAAGCGGAUGCGCUACAAUCACAAUGCCCCUGCGCAGUCCACAAUGACGACGACAACGACGAAGACGCCGCCUCCGAUACUCUUGCGAAGGAUCAAUUCCCCUCCAAAGCCCCAGGCAUCAGCUGCUCCGACCGCCGAGGCGACUGGCCGCGAUGAAAUGGCAAUUACUAACGGACACCACAAGCAAGACCUGGGGCUGGAGUCAGAUGUGUGGCCGGGUCUGCCCAUUGCAUUAUCAGACAGAUUAUCCGAACGUGUCACUUCAUCGAUGUAUCGCGGCGCCAUUCGGUCGAGCAGUACGAUCAGGGGCACGCGGGAAGCGGCCAAGCACGAGCUGGUCCCCUUCGAGAGGCGCAGGUUUGAGGGCUGCAGCUCUCUCGACUCGUACGAGAUCUCGACCACGCUGGGAGAGGGAACAUUUGGUGUUGUACUCAUGGCAAAACAUCGCGUCACGGGUCAGGCAGUCGCUCUCAAGAAGAUCACCGUGCACGACUCGCGGGAUGGCUUGGCUUUGACGACCAUCAGGGAGGUCAAGCUGCUGAAACACUUGCGGCAUCCAGCGAUCGUCCCCGUUAUCGACAUGGUCUUUGCACCCCCUGACUCUGGUCAGAGCGCGACAGGAGACAUCUACAUGGUGGAGCCGUACAUGGAUCACGAUCUCGCCGGGCUGCUUGAUGCGUAUAGUCUCUCCAUCCCGCAGAUCAAGCUCUAUAUGAAGCAGCUUCUUGAAGGAACAUGUUACAUGCAUUCGAACGGCGUCUUGCACAGAGAUAUGAAAUCUGCAAACCUCCUCAUCAGCAACGAAGGACAGCUGCAGAUUGCCGAUUUCGGGCUAGCUCGCUCAAUCCACAACUGUGACCUGAUGCAGGGGGCGGAUGGCCAACCCCAAAAAAUGGACUACACUGGCACUGUCGUUACAAGGUGGUAUCGUCCACCAGAGCUACUCGCGGGACUGAGGCAAUACGGACCGGAGGUCGACAUGUGGGGUCUAGGGUGCAUCUUGGCUGAGAUGUUCUAUAAGAAGCCGUUCUUUAUGGGAGCAUCAGAGGUGCAUCAAUUGGAGCUGAUCGCCGAAGUGUGCGGGUCGCCAAACGAGCGGACGCUGCCUGGCUGGUUCAAGCUUGCAGGCGUCAGAAACGCAGAUGCACAAGGCCGCGUAGAUGAGAGUGGCCCAGAUGGGAGAAGAGAUUUCGGCUCCCAACCAAGAAAGUUGAAGAGGUGGCUUACCACCGAAGGACCGGUGCACAUACCUGAAGGGGCAGCAGAUCUUGUCGACAAGCUUCUGGUUCUCAAUCCUGCCGAUCGCUUGAAUGCGGCGCAAGCUCUCCAUCACAAUUGGCUCUGGUCCGAGCCCUACCCAGCUGACCCUUCUUCUUUACCGAAGUACGAACCCCGUAAGGAAAGCGACAAAAAACGGCGCGAACAAGAGCGCCUCCAGCAGCUGCCAAAACACCCCCCCGUCAUGUAUCUUUUGCCCGAUGGGCCAGGCAAUCCAGGCGGCUCUUGGCGCAACGCGCAGCCUUCCAACUUGAAGCCACGGGCUUUGGCAUACCCGAAUGCACGUCCAGCGCCACAACCUUCAGGCACUUCGCAACAGAUUUCGAACCUUAAACUGUAGCAUAUGAGACGCCCCCGAUGCGGUCGCAUUCAUCCACACUUGUUCUGCUUGAUCCAACACCAUCCUUCCCGCGUUUCAUUUCCUUCCUGGGCCUGUUCUGCGUUAAAGCGCAUGCCAAUUCCCUCAUUCAUGUGGGCGCUCGAGCAAAAAU